AUGCCGCCUUCUUUGUGGCAUGGUCCCACACCGGGCCAGGAAACCCUGCUGGUCCCCUGCCGUCUUGCCGGGGACCUGGUCUCUGGCUCGGCCACCUGCCGCCUCUGCGGCUGUCGUCUGUACAGGAGCUCACGCUCCUCGCUGGGGGCCGUGCUUGCAUCAACACCCCGACUCCUGGCUCCCCGCAGCAAGGUGGCCUUCCGGGCCGAGCCACGCCGCUCAUUACCCGUGGGCCAGGCCCGCUUGCCACGACCCUCCCCAGGCCUCGUGUGCGCCAUCCGGCUGGUCCUCGACGGCGGCCGAGCCCCUUUGCCGCCCUCUCUGCCGGUGUGUUUCGGGACGCCCCCCACGCCCUUGAGCCCCAGCCCGCGCUGCCCGGCCUUCUGCUCGGAGGCCGUGUCCCCGCAGUCUCCCUGGCAGCCCGUCGCCCCCAGCUGUCCUGGGCGGCCCAGCUCUGACCCCCGCUCCCUCCUCCAGCUCCAGGCCUGUGAGGCCCAGCCCGAGGAGCCGAGCGUGGUGCUGGAGGCCUGGGGCGGCUUCCUGGAGACAGCCUGUGACCCCCGCAGGAAGAACAUUCCAAGCACCGAGCGUAACGACCCUGACGUCCCUGCCCCCACCGCUGUCCACGGCGGCCAGUCUGACUGCAUCCCCACCCCCAGCACACUCGCCGUUUUGAAGUGUAGCUUGGACACUGUACAAUUUCAUCAAGGUGGCAACUGCUGCCCGGGCUUCUCGGCCCACCAGCCUUCGUUCGGCUUCUCCCGGAAGGAGGCCGCGCCUGAGGCUUUGAGCGACGCGAGUGCUGCCAAGAGCCGCGGGUGUCGCCGGGACUGUGUGUGGCUGUGCGUGCUGGGCCAUCACCCGGCCCGGCAGGGCAGCUGUGAGGCCGCGCGAAAUGCAGCUCACAGGAGCCCGAGGGGGCCCCAGUGGCAGGGGCCCGGCGGCAGAGAUGCUCGCACCGGCGGGGACAGUGUCAAGGUCGCCUUCCUGCGGGAGGCCGGUGCUCCCAGACAGGGCCCUGCCCGUGCCGGCCCGGGGACGGAGACGGCUGCUGAGUCCGGCCCGGGCCAGGAUGAGCUGCAGUCGAGCUCCGUGUCAGUCACCAUCCGGGGGGCUGGUCAGCAGACACCUGGGGGCUGCAACCAGGCCGAGGACAGGCCCGGCAUCGACACGCCUAAUGCGUUAGGUGCCGAGCCGCCAGCAGAUGCCGGCUGCCCAUGGAACACGGCUAACCCCGGGAGUCGUAACGAAAGACCCCAGAAUGGCUCCAUGAUACUCUACAACAGGAAGAAAGUGAAGUACCGGAAAGAUGGGUAUUGCUGGAAGAAGAGGAAAGACGGGAAGACCACCCGGGAGGACCACAUGAAGCUCAAGGUCCAGGGAGUGGAGUGCUUGUACGGCUGCUAUGUCCAUUCCUCCAUCAUCCCCACCUUCCACCGGAGGUGCUACUGGCUCCUUCAGAACCCCGACAUCGUCCUGGUGCAUUACCUGAACGUCCCGGCCAUCGAGGACUGCGGCAAGCCAUGCGGCCCCAUCCUCUGCUCCAUCAACACGGACAAGAAGGAGUGGGCGAAAUGGACGAAGGAGGAGCUCAUCGGGCAGCUGAAACCCAUGUUCCACGGCAUCAAGUGGACCUGCAGCAACGGGAACAGCAGCUCUGGCUUCUCGGUGGAGCAGCUGGUGCAGCAGAUCCUCGACAGCCACCAGACCAAGCCACAGCCUCGGCCCCACAACUGCCUCUGCGCCGGCAGCCUGGGCGCGGGCAGCAGCGUGCACCACAAGUGCAACAGUGCCAAGCACCGGGUCAUCUCGCCGAAGGUGGAGCCGCGCGCGGGGGGCUCGGGGGGCUACUCGGAGGUGCAGCACAACGACGUGUCGGAGGGCAAGCAGGAGCCCAGCCACAGCAAGGGCUCGGGCCGCGAGAAGAGGAACGGCAAGGUGGCCAAGCCCGUGCUGCUGCACCAGAACAGCACCGAGGUCUCCUCCACCAACCAGGUGGAGGUGCCCGACACCACCCAGAGCUCCCCCGUGUCCAUCAGCAGCGGGCUCAACAGCGACCCCGACAUGGUGGACAGCCCCGUGGUCACGGGCGUGUCCAGCAUGGCGGUGGCCUCCGUCAUGGGGAGCCUGUCCCAGAGCGCCACGGUGUUCAUGUCUGAGGUCACCAACGAGGCCGUGUACACCAUGUCCCCCACCGCCGGCCCCAACCACCACCUCCUCUCGCCCGACGCCUCUCAGGGCCUGGUCCUGGCCGUGAGCUCCGACGGCCACAAGUUCGCCUUCCCCGCCACGGGCAGCUCGGAGAGCCUGUCGAUGCUGCCCACCAACGUGUCCGAAGAGCUGGUCCUCUCCACCAGCCUGGACGGUGGCCGGAAGAUUCCAGAGACCACCAUGAACUUCGACCCCGACUGUUUCCUCAAUAACCCAAAGCAGGGCCAGACGUACGGGGGCGGCGGCCUGAAAGCAGAGAUGGUCAGCGCCAGCGUCCGGCACUCGCCCCCCGUGGAGAGGAGCUUCAGCUUCACCACCGUCCUCGCCAAGGAGAUCAAGACGGAGGACACGUCCUUCGAGCAGCAGAUGGCCAAAGACGCGUACUCCUCCUCCUCGGCGGCCGCGGCCUCCGGCUCCCUCACCCUGACCGCGGGCUCCAGCCUCCUGCCGUCGGGCGGCGGCCUGAGCCCCAGCACCACCCUGGAGCAGAUGGACUUCAGCGCCAUCGACUCCAACAAAGACUACGCGUCCAGCUUCAGCCAGACGGGCCACAGCCCCCACGUCCACCAGACCCCGUCCCCCAGCUUCUUCCUGCAGGACGCCAGCAAGCCCCUGCCCGUCGAGCAGAGUGCCCACGGCGGCCUGAGCGACUCGGGGGGCACCUUCGUGAUGCCGACGGUGAAGACGGAGGCCUCGUCCCAGACCAGCUCCUGCAGCGGCCAUGUGGAGACGCGGAUAGAGUCCAGCUCCUCCUUGCACCUCAUGCAGUUCCAGGCCAACUUCCAGGCCAUGGCGACGGACGGGGAGGUGACCAUGGAGACCUCGCAGGCCACCGAAGGGGGCGAGGGCCUCCUCAAGCCUGGGGAGCUGCAGGCCUGCAGCUCCGAGCACUACCUGCAGCCCGAGACCACCGGGGUGAUCCGCAGCGCGGGCGGCGUCCCGCUGCUCCCGGGCAGCGUGGUGCAGGGGCUGUACCCGGUGGCCCAGCCCGGCCUGGCCAGCACCUCCGGCAUGGAGCUCAGCCUGGACCACUUCGACAUCUCCUUCAGCAACCAGUUCUCUGACCUGAUCAACGACUUCAUCUCCGUGGAGGGGGGCAGCGGCGCCAUCUACGGCCACCAGCUGGUGUCGGGGGACAGCGCCGCGCUCCCGCCGUCGGAGGACGGGGCACGGGCCCCCUUCGCCCAGGCGGAGAUGUGCGUGCCCUGCUGCAGCCCCCAGCAGGGCAGCCUGCAGCUGAGCGGCGCCGAGGGCGGGGCCGGCGCUCUGGCCUACAUGCACGUCGCCGAGGUGGUGUCGGCCGCCUCGGGCCCGGGCACCCUGGGCAUGCUGCAGCAGAGCGGACGGGUGUUCAUGGUCACCGACUACUCCCCGGAUCUCUUCCCCCAGGGGGGCGUGAAGGUUCUCAUCACAGGCCCGUGGCAAGAAGCCAGCAAUAACUACAGCUGCCUGUUCGACCAAAUCUCAGUGCCUGCGUCCUUGAUUCAGCCCGGGGUGCUGCGCUGCUACUGCCCAGCCCAUGACACUGGUCUCGUGACCCUACAAGUUGCCUUCAACAACCAGAUCAUCUCCAACUCGGUGGUGUUUGAGUACAAAGCUCGGGCCCUGCCCACGCUCCCUUCCUCCCAGCAUGACUGGCUGUCCCUGGACGACAACCAGUUCAGGAUGUCCAUCCUGGAGCGCCUGGAGCAGAUGGAGAGGAGGAUGGCCGAGAUGUCGGGGCCCCAGCAGCACAAGCAGGGCGCCGGCGGCGGUGCGGGCGGCGGCGAAAUCAGCGGGCACAGCGGCGUGGGGCCACCGCGGGGCCGAAGGGCCGAGACGGCGUCCGUCCACCUGCCCUGCCCCGCGCAGAGCACGUCUCGUGCUGGCCAGCGCCCCGGGAGACCGGCGUGGCGGCCCGGCCACUUGGGCUUCUUGCGGGGAGACCCCUCCUGGCUCACUGGCCGCGGCGUCCGCGCGCCCGAGUGUCGGCCUGUGCGCGUGGGCCUCCCAGCCGUGCUGCUGCAGGACGGUCCACAGCUCGAGCGGGGAGGGCCUCGACACCGCCUCCGGCCUGUUCCAGAUUUAAAAACCAAGAACAGUGGGGCAGCCGUUUCCUCGGGUGCUGCGGGGCUGUUAGCAGCAGAACGGUGGGUGACGGGCUGCUGCCAGGCCUCGGGCCGGCCCCAGGCUGCGGCUGCCGGCUUAGGUUUUGUUUUUCUUCCUGUCCAGCUGCUUCGUGGGGGAGCUGUGUGGCCAGACGACGGGGCUGCUCGCGCCGGGGCUGCGCUGUCCUUGACCGCCGCGCAUGUCGUGGCCACGGCGCUGCCCCCCGCGGCCUUUGCUGCUUGUAAAGGGCCGGGUUAUUGCUGGACCCCAAGUGCCUUCAUGACCUACUGGCCGGAGCCCGGUGACGCCUCCUCUCCCCACAGGGUCACCUCAGCUGGGGUCAGGGCCCUUUUUUUGGCUGCCGUGGAGUGGGCCUCGGGGCCACCGCUGACCUGUGCUCUCCCGUCCCAGUGUGCUGCGGCCCCCGGGACGCUGGGGGGCUGCUUCGAGAGCCGCGUGGUGGUGGUCUGCGAGAAGAUGAUGAGCCGCGCCUGCUGGGCCAAGUCCAAGCACUUGAUCCACUCCAAGACCUUCCGCGGGAUGACCCUCCUGCACCUGGCCGCGGCCCAGGGCUACGCCACCCUCAUCCAGACCCUCAUCAAGUGGCGCACGAAGCACGCGGAUAGCAUCGACCUGGAGCUGGAGGUCGACCCCUUGAACGUGGACCACUUCUCCUGCACUCCUCUGAUGUGGGCCUGUGCCCUCGGCCACCUGGAGGCCGCCGUCGUGCUGUACAAGUGGGACCGCCGGGCCAUCUCCAUCCCUGACUCGCUGGGACGGCUGCCCCUGGGCAUCGCCAGGUCGCGGGGCCACGUGAAGCUAGCGGAGUGCCUGGAGCACCUGCAGCGGGACGAGCAGGCGCAGCUGGGCCAGAGCCCCCGGGCGCACUGUCCCCCCGGCGAGGAGCCCGACCCAGACAGCUGGAUGGCCCAGUGGCACAGCGAAGCCACCCACUCUCCGGAAAUUCCCAAAGGCGUCACCGUCAUCGCAAGCACCAACCCAGAGCUGAGAAGACCUCGGUCUGAACCCUCUAAUUACUACAGCAGUGAGAGCCACAAAGAUUAUCCAGCUCCCAAAAAGCAUAAAUUGAACCCUGAGCACUUCCAGGCGAGGCAGGAGAAGCUGCUGCCCACUGCACUGAGUCUGGAACGGCCCAAUCUCAGGAAGCAGGGCCCUAGUUCUAAGCAGUGUGUCCCCGAGGCAAUCAGCCCCAGUGAAGGAGUGAGGGACUACAGCCGGGACCUCUCCCCUCCCACUCCCGAGCCUGCAGGACUCCGAGCCUCUGGAUCUCAGCCUGUAGUAAAGUGGAGUUCCAAAGAUCUUUACAUUGGUGUGUCUACAGUGCAGGUGGCUGGAAGCCCGAAGGGGACCAGUGUAGGAAAGGAGGCAGCACCUCCCCAGGUGCGUCCCCGGGAGCCAAUGAGUGUGCUGAUGAUGGCUAACAGAGAGGUGGUGGACACAGAGAUGGGGCCCUGCCGGGGCAGUGCCGAGAGCGAGGAGUGCUCGCAGCCCCUGGACGACAUCCAGGUGAACAUGAUGACCCUGGCCGAGCACAUCAUCGAAGCCACGCCCGACCGGAUCAAGCAGGAGAACUUCGUGCCCAUGGAGCCUGCGGCCCUGGAGCGGACGGACACGGCCACCGUCAGCAGCACCAUGAGCUGGCUGGCCAGUUACCUCGCGGACGUCGACCAUCUGCCCAGCGCCGCCCAGAUCAGGAGCACAUAUAACGAGCCUCUCACCCCGACUUCCAACACCAGCCUGAGCCCCGUUGGCUCUCCCGUCAGUGAAAUCGCUUUCGAGAAGCCCAGCCUGCCCUCGGCGGCGGACUGGUCAGAGUUCCUGAGCGCGUCCACCAGCGAGAAGGUGGAGAACGACUUUGCGCAGCUGACCCUGUCCGACCACGAGCAGAGGGAGCUCUACGAGGCCGCCAGGCUCGUCCAGACGGCGUUCCGGAAAUACAGGGGCCGGCCCUUGCGGGAACAGCAGGAAGUGGCUGCCGCGGUCAUCCAGCGUUGUUACAGGAAAUACAAACAGCUGACAUGGAUAGCCUUGAAGUAUGCACUUUAUAAAAAGAUGACACAGGCCGCCAUCCUUAUCCAGAGCAAAUUCCGAAGUUACUACGAACAAAAGAAGUUCCAGCAGAGCCGGCGGGCCGCAGUGCUGAUCCAGAAGUACUACCGGAGCUACAAGAAACUCGGCAAAAGACGGCAGGCUCGCCGGACAGCUGUGAUUGUCCAGCAGAAGCUCAGGAGCAGUUUGCUCACCAAGAAGCAGGACCAAGCUGCUCGAAAAAUAAUGAGGUUUCUACGCCGCUGUCGCCACAGCCCCCUGGUGGACCAUAGGCGGUACAAAAGGAGUGAAAGAAUUGAAAAGGGCCAAGGGACUUGAAGACACACAGCAGCAUCCCUUAGCAAUGUGACAUUGCUUUCCAAACUGUUUUCAUUUCCGUUUUUAGCAGAGACACGCAACACACACGCACGCACACGCACACACACACUCCCUCUGCAGUUUGGGGGCGAUCAGCUGCAGGAUUUUAACAGGAAUGUUUUGGUCAUUGCAUUUGCACUUUCAUGGACAACUUUUCAUUUGAUCAGCAAGACAUCUUGGAACUCAAUCUUCUGUUGGAUCAUGGGCAAACAAGGAACUGAGAGGCCUCCUUCCCUCAGGAGGGAGCCGGCUUCCUCUCACAUAGGGCUGUACUCAAACAUCGUGUGGAACUGUACAAAUAUUUAUACCAAAAAUAUUGAUAAGAAAAGGUGGGGAUGCAACAAGGGAGAGGGCUGUUUCCUGCACCCGUCAGUCAUUUCCAAGAAGCUGAAUCUUUGGGGUUGAUUCUCAGUGGAGGACCCGAGCGCCCAGAUCUGGCCGGGUCCGCGUUCUCAUUUCCUUCACUGUUUCGAUCUUCCUUUGUUUGUGUGUUUGUUUCUGUUCUAAUCUCUACAGCACACUUAAUGCAACUUUUGAAAUCUGCAGGUUUUUGAUGUCUUGUGGGGAUUUGCAGAGGGGCGGGUGUGUGGUGAACGGGGAAUGUGCGGGGAGUCAUGAGAACCGCUGAGAGUUGAAAUUCAUUCUGCCCCCCCCACCCCCGGCCUGCGAGCAGUCACCAUCUUGUCCCUCUCACAGUCGGCACUUUCAUUUCUUUGCCUUACUUUCACGUGCAAUGAGAAUUAACUUAGAGAAUUGGUAAAGCAUGUCGCUUUCUUAAGUAACCUUGGAAGCUGUAAUCAUUCUAAGGAAUCAUAAACCUUGCCUGGACAUUUGCCACCUAAAAGAUCAGAGUGGUGCUGCGUUCUGGCCAGUAAAUCCCAUAUUUUUGGCGAUAUCUCAUCCAAACGGAGCAGUUUCUGUGUAUAUAGAGAAGGUAGAAAUGGAAAGUGAGAAAAUAUUUGAAAGGGAUUAUAUUAAUUGCUAAAUAUUUUAUUCACAAAGGUCACUAACAUGGCGAGAUAAAAUUAUUUGUAUAGUUUUGUCUGAAUGAGCGAGAAAAACGUGGAUGUAUUGUUUGUACAUAUUGUAUAUAUUAAAGAGAUAUGUGCAUGAAACCAAGAAAAAAGAAAUGAACAAAAGCAAAGCAUUAGUGGCUAUGGUCUGUAAAAUGAAACAAAAAAAAAACUUUAUUUCACUAUAAGAGUACUUUAUUUUAAAUGUUCUUUAGAAGAACAUUUUGCUAAAGCAUGACUACACUGCAAAAAAAAAAAAAAAGAGCUACUGUAUUUAGACUUAGGAAAAAAGGCAGAGUAACAUUACUUAAAAAAAAGGAUAUGUUUACAUUUAAUUUUGGCUACCAGGAGUUUAUUUUAUUUUAUUUCAAAUUUUUUUGCCAAUGGUGCCAAGUAAUGUGAAUGCUAAUAUUGCUUAGGAAAAUUAAGUUACUUUUGCUAAACAGAUAAUCAUAAGAUGAAUCAGUAUAUAGCUUAACACCAUCCACUCACUCCGACAAAGAACACUUAGAACGAUCAAAACCUGACAAAAGAAAUAGGAUGAAAAGUAGAAAAAUGUCUCACGUUUUCAUAUCUCCUGCUGGAAAUCAGAAAAUGUAAAGAAAAAAUACUGCACACAAAAAUCCUAAAAAUCACAAAGAUGCAAACUGGUCUCGUAGGGAUGUCGUGAUCCGUUACUGUGUACACAGUGUGAGGAGCCAAAGAAGCCGGAAGCUUCCAACAGCGCGCUCUUAAAGCUAAGCGGAGAGGCGAGCGUGCGCUGCCCGUGCCAGUUUAAAACUCCAGGCUACAGUUCAGGAUCAGUUGGUGUGAGAAGCUGAGAUCACCGGUUUUUCUUGGUUCUGGCUGCCAACUAUCAAUUCAAACUCAAGACUUCCUGUGACGCCUGCAAAUAUUCACGAAUAAGCUUGUAAACUGGUGUCUCUGGAAGGGAAGUAGAUACGAAACGGUUGUGUCAAAGCUGGGGUCAGUGCUCUUGGUGCCUUUUCUAUAAUCGUACUUGUUUUUUAAUUACUUCCUUUCACUGCCAACCUCGAAUUACUGUACAGUACACGUCUUACUGCUUGUGAUCAGCUUCGACAACAGGGGCAGCCCCACACCCAGAGCCACCUGCACAUCUGUAGAUGACCUGACUCGAUUCUGUUUUAACGUGUGGGUUACGUUGCAGCGGUCGCCCCCAAGCCCCUGUUCUGUUACACAAUUCGACCUAUAGGAGGACACUGAGUAAUUUACAGACAAUACGUGGGACUCGGCUCUUUGAGAAUACCCUACAUUAACACCGAAUUGAGGUACGUUUAUUCCAUUGAUUACGGUACAACCAACCAACCUUUUGACAAGAGUAAUGACCUCAGUGGGUUUGCUUUAACCCUCACUUUUUUUUUAAUGUUCCACAUGCUACAUUAUUAGCUGAGUAAGUUAGAAAAUUCGGGAAGAUAAAGACUGACACAGAAUGAGGAGGGUUCUUAUGAAAGGGGUAGGAGGGAGGUGCCGGGCCUUCCUGUGUAACUUACCAGUACAACUGUGAAUCCCAGGUGAGGUCAGAUGCACUUCCACCGAACGAAGCAUCGCUGACGCUUUUUCUUGGUUGCGAAUCUUCAUUUUGAAUAUAAGCCGAUAGGUAAGCGCAGCUGUCUUGGAUAAUCUGAAUUCCCAAGUGCCAGGAGUAGGAUUUCAUUGUAAAAUUAAUAGCUAAUCUUAUUCUGUCUCCUGAAGAUUUAAUUGCUAUUCUCGUUACCCAUUUGAAAUCAGCUGUACUGUGUGAACGAAAUAAAGACAAUAACUUGAACCCCUCUCUGGCUGCACGGUCGCUUAUGGCAGUUCCACACAGUAGUUGGCGCCCAAUGGGGGGUCCCUGAGACUUGCAUGUAAAACUAGUCUAGAUGUCUUCUUUUUUGUAAGUUUUAUUUUUGUAAUUGUGCAUGUAAAGCAUCAUUGAAUCAAUGGAUCUGUUGAAGAACUCAGCUGCUGGAAACCAUGCAAAAUGUUUUGAAUUGCCCUUAAAAUAUGGAAAAUGUUUUCUGAAUGCUUUAUAUUCUUUCUGCUGUAAAUUAAAAAUGAAGAAAAUUUCCCCA
Condylura cristata (star-nosed mole) is the source of this 9811-nucleotide messenger RNA. Its product is annotated as calmodulin-binding transcription activator 1-like. The transcript has 31 exons. Bases 1 to 6687 code for a protein of 2228 amino acids. Gene Ontology annotation, cellular component: nucleus. Gene Ontology annotation, biological process: regulation of transcription by RNA polymerase II. Gene Ontology annotation, molecular function: protein binding; double-stranded DNA binding; transcription coregulator activity. Lineage: Eukaryota; Metazoa; Chordata; Mammalia; Eulipotyphla; Talpidae. The record is from RefSeq and is a predicted model, not a curated record.